This is a messenger RNA of Pyricularia pennisetigena, 2130 nucleotides long. RefSeq lists its product as uncharacterized. The record is from RefSeq and is a predicted model, not a curated record. Bases 1 to 2130 code for a protein of 709 amino acids. NCBI's taxonomy places the organism in Eukaryota, Fungi, Ascomycota, Sordariomycetes, Magnaporthales, Pyriculariaceae. The transcript has 5 exons.
AUGGCGUCAGCAGGCAUGCGCAACAUGGCAAGCAUGCUUAGCUUCGUCACCCACGCGCCACCGGACAUAACAAAAGUGCCUCACAUUGUGGGACUGUCGACAACUCCACUGCAAUUCGCUGGUCCUGAGAAGAUGGGAUUCUUUUUCACGGAAUUCCUGAAGUGGAAGAUGGUGUUCCAUGGCCUGGGAAGUCCUGACCACCAGGCGUGGUACUCUCUUUUUGAGCCGCAAGAAGCCAUGGUGAUGCACAACUGCACCUACGGCAUGGAUAGCGUUAGCAUUGACAAGCGUGAAAGCAUUCUCUCUCGAAUCCGAGUCUCGUCCAAUACCGCAUUUCUAGUCAAGGCCUUUGUCGAGGAGCUUGAUAAGCAGGCCGAGUCUGCCGCAGCUCAUGAUGGAUGUCUGAUUGUGGUAGUCUCUGGCGAGAUGAGCCCUGAGCUCAACAUCUGUCUCAACCUAGAUGGAUGUAGCAGCUAUCUUAGAAAGAGCUCUUGGUUCGAUCAUUUGCCCAAGAAGUACGGAAUUCCGAUCACGGUUAUGACACCCUCGUUUUUCUCGACAGGAUGGACAAUGAAUCCUUUUCUGGGCCAAAUCAAGCCGGAGCUCACCUCCCCCGAGGCAAUGGAGAUUAUGCUUGCCCAGUCUUGCGGCGGCGCAUUCACAGAGGCAAUAAUCAAAGCUCUUGUUAGCAUGAGCCAAUUCCAAGGCUCGGUCAUCGAAGCAGCCAACGUAACCGGAAAAGACUUCUUUGUUCCAUUUUACAAUGCCAUUCAUGGUAGUCUCAUGAAUCGGACUCCAGAGGAAAGCGCUGCAACGGGUGAGCAGCACAGGUGGGAAGAUCUCAAAACACCGGCAAAGCCAACUCCAGCGGAUAGCACUCCAACGAGCGGCUACAUGUUUUUGAAGGGUGCCUUUGGAGGCUCGAAGGAGUCUCAGCUACGCCACAUCCAGUUCCUUGCUCAACAAGAGCUUCGAUCUUACCCUGGUGAUUGGGAUCAGCCUGGAAACAGAGAAGCCCGCAGCACACUACUGACACUGCUUCAGUCUCUUAACCCACAGGAAGAUCGAGUUCGUGAAACGUUUACUCUAAUCGAGUGGCGUUGUUCCAUGAACUUCGUGGCCGACGCAGCUUUGCUUUAUCUUAACAUACCGCAACCUCAGGAAGAAAGCUGUCGCAAUUGGAACUGGGAGGUGCAGCAGUAUGACGAUACAACCACUAAGAACUAUGGACGACUCCGUUCCGAGCUUUUCGGUCAGCUCACGGAAUUUUGGCCCAAAAAUCCCCUUCCAGUGGGAAUCCAACGUAAUAGUUUUCGCGAUAAUCUGUACUGGCGACCUUUGCAGUACCUCUCCGCUGCCAUUUGCAAAAACGUUUUUGACCCGAGCGACUUCAACAAGGCAGUAGCCGCUGGGUUUGAAGCCAUGGAAAAGUUGAAGGCCUUUGUCACGAGAAUGGCGCAACUUCAACUUCUCAUGAUUCGCAACGAGAACAGUAUGGUCAUGAACCUUGGUCAAGCUUGGGCAAAUUGUGCUUUAGGCCAGGACGUUCGCACUUCAACCGGAACCGUCCCCGCCUUGCCCAUUUCUAUCGCACAGGCUACAAUGGAUGGCGCCGUCUUGGAUAUUUCUAUGGUGACAGAGAGAAAGACAACAGUUCCAUCAGGACCUGUUUUAGCGGCCGCCCAGAAGCCGGCUGUUGUGACGGAAGCAGCAGCAGCAAACUCAUUCCAGCAGCAGCAGACGAACGAUGCUGCAGAUAUUAGCGUGAGGCUGCAGGCCAAUCCCCGGCUUCUGGAGAAAGUGAGGCAACUUCUUGCUAGUCAAGAUGAAGCGAGUGACGGUAAGGUAGCAGUACCUGUAGGCUGUGCUGCGAACUCAACUAUUAGUAUUGGAGCCUCACCAGGCGCCAAGGCCGCGUUGCCCCCUUGGCCGGUUUCGCCGGAACUCGUCCUGGGAAGCGUCCCACCCCUCCAACAUGACAAGGCUACAUCUCCACAGAUGAGAGCAGUGUUUGAGAGGAAAAGGAUGCUUGAGCAGAUGGAUGAGAGGGCUCAGGAGGAGGAUUCAAAGCUUAAAGAGGCAAGAAAGGCCCAGAUGGGUGCCAAGUGGUCGGCCAAGAACUGUUGGUGA